This is a messenger RNA of Aspergillus novofumigatus IBT 16806, 318 nucleotides long. RefSeq names its product anaphase promoting complex subunit 11. NCBI's taxonomy places the organism in Eukaryota, Fungi, Ascomycota, Eurotiomycetes, Eurotiales, Aspergillaceae. The coding region runs from base 1 to 318 and encodes 105 amino acids. The transcript has 3 exons. Gene Ontology annotation, biological process: anaphase-promoting complex-dependent catabolic process; protein ubiquitination; positive regulation of mitotic metaphase/anaphase transition. Gene Ontology annotation, cellular component: anaphase-promoting complex; nucleus. Gene Ontology annotation, molecular function: zinc ion binding; cullin family protein binding; ubiquitin protein ligase activity. The record is from RefSeq and is a predicted model, not a curated record.
AUGAAAGUUACUAUCAAAGAAUGGAAUGCCGUCGCUACCUGGCGCUGGGAUAUGCCCGAGGACGACGUCUGUGGUAUAUGCCGUGUUCAAUUUGACGGAACAUGCCCAACCUGCAAAUUUCCGGGAGACGACUGCUCACUUUUACUCGGAAAAUGCGGCCACUCUUUCCAUAUGCAUUGCCUUAUGACUUGGAUUCAACAGGAGUCUUCGAAAGGAUUGUGCCCAAUGUGCAGACAAAGUAUGUACACUGCUGCUCCUGUUCUUGAUGUUAUGCUAAUGGACUGUACAGAGUUUGAGUGGAAGCAAAAUGACGAGUGA